AUGUCGUCGGCUCCCUCGACCUUUUACGAGCAGCUGCCGCUGCCGACGCUCGACCGUCCCUUUGGCAUACACCUCUGGCCCAUCUUCGACAAGGCCUGGACCCUCGCCCUCGGCUACCCGACGUCCGAGUUCAAGUUUGUGCCGUUCGAGACGCCGCUGUCGACGCUCAAGUCGAGCGCCCUCUUCAUCGUCGUCUACUACGUCGUCAUCCUCGGCGGCCGGGAGCUGAUGCGCAACCGCGAGCCGUUCAAGCUCAAGACGCUCUUCCUCAUCCACAACUUUUACCUCACCGCCAUCAGCGGAAUCCUGCUCGCCCUCUUCAUCGAGCAGCUGCUGCCGACCGUCGUUCGCCACGGCAUCUUCUACGCCAUCUGCGACCACGAUGGCGGCUGGACCCAACCGCUGGUCAUUCUGUAUUACCUUAAUUACCUCACCAAGUACCUCGAGCUUCUCGACACCGUCUUCCUCUUCCUCAAGAAGAAGCCUCUGACCUUCCUGCACUGCUACCACCAUGGCGCCACCGCCCUCCUCUGCUACACGCAGCUCAUCGGCUCCACGGCCGUCUCGUGGGUCGUCAUCACGCUGAACCUCACGGUGCACGUCGUCAUGUACUGGUACUACUUCCAGAGCGCGCGCGGAAUCAAGAUUUGGUGGAAGGAAUGGGUCACGCGUCUUCAGAUUGUCCAGUUCAUCAUCGAUCUCGGCUUCGUCUACUUUGCCUCGUACACCUACUUCACCUCGACCUACUUCCAGUGGCUGCCCAACGCCGGCACCUGCGCCGGCGAGGAGUUUGCCGCCUUCUCGGGCAUCGCCAUCAUCAGCUCCUACCUCGUCCUCUUCAUCUCCUUUUACCUCGCCACGUACAAGAAGGGCAAGUCGCACACGACGCGCAAGUCGCUGCGGCGCAUGAGCCAGGCGCCGCUGCCCGACCCCCUGCACCUCCAGGCGCACGUCAACGCCAGCCCCGGCGCCGGCGCCAACGGCAAGACGGCCUCGACGACGGGCGCCAAGGUGAACGGCACGACGACGCGAUCCCGCAAGGCCUAA
Messenger RNA from Drechmeria coniospora, 1047 nucleotides. RefSeq names its product elongation of fatty acids protein 3. The coding region runs from base 1 to 1047 and encodes 348 amino acids. The transcript is spliced from 4 exons. Gene Ontology annotation, biological process: fatty acid elongation, saturated fatty acid; sphingolipid biosynthetic process; fatty acid elongation, monounsaturated fatty acid. The record is from RefSeq and is a predicted model, not a curated record. Gene Ontology annotation, cellular component: endoplasmic reticulum membrane. Lineage: Eukaryota; Fungi; Ascomycota; Sordariomycetes; Hypocreales; Ophiocordycipitaceae. Gene Ontology annotation, molecular function: fatty acid elongase activity.